Molecule: messenger RNA, 4015 nt
Organism: Anopheles darlingi
Lineage: Eukaryota; Metazoa; Arthropoda; Insecta; Diptera; Culicidae
Product: nodal modulator 1
Exons: 3
Coding region: 75-3704 (1209 amino acids)
Cellular component (GO): endoplasmic reticulum membrane
Molecular function (GO): carbohydrate binding
Source: RefSeq, a predicted model, not a curated record
CUAAAUUUUCCGAACAAAAAUACAUUCGCUGAGGUUGUGUGCCGGGAAAUCCGGAUUUUCCUUGGAUUUCUAACAUGAAGUCCUUGCAAUUAGUGCGGUUUUCGGUAGCCCUAAUCCUGGGCCUCGUACUGCUGCCCGAAUUCUGUAUCGCCAACGAGGUUCUCGGCUGUGGGGGAUUCGUAAAAAACGUGGAUUCGAGUAAAGUCGAAGUAGGCCUUUACACUUCGCAGGGCAGUUUGAAGAUCAAAACGGAAUGCUCUCCCUCGAACGGGUAUUUCUUCAUACCCGUUUAUGAUAAAGGAGAUUACGUGUUGAAGGUUAUUCCCCCGCCGGGUUGGAGUUUCGAGCCGGAACAGGUUGCCAUCAAGUUCGACGGCCAGACGGAUCUGUGCAGUCAGGGCCGAGAUGUUAACUUUCUAUUCAAGGGCUUCGGAAUUACGGGUCGCGUGGAGUUCUACGGAGCCGUGGACACAGGAGCCCGCUUUGUGAAGGUAGAACUCGUGGCGGAGGACGGCAAUAAAAUUGGCCAAACGACCACGACUGCGAACGGCGUGUUCUCGUUCACGCCGAUCAAACCGGGACGGUACGUCGUGAAAGCGCAACACCAGAAGUGGCACUUUGUGCAGCCCGAGUAUAAGGUGACGGUGGCAACGGGAAACACGGAAAUCCCCGCCGGUUCACUAGUUGUUUCCGGAUUCGAUGUCGAGGGAGCCGUCUUCAGCGAUGGUCAGCCGUUUGCUAAUGUGGGCUUCCUGCUGUACCCGGCCAAAAAUCAAAAAACGCUCGUGAAAUGCUCCACAGAGAGCAUCCCAGCGAUAGCGAACGCGGGUAACCAGGCAUACGAAUCUAGUGCAGUCUGCUACACGACCCCGAACAAAAACUCUGGCGCCUACUUGUUUGCGGGAGUUUCUCGAGGAAAGUAUCUCAUUCGGCCACACUUUGCUGACAGUAAAAUCAAGUUCCAUAUUCGACCGGAAGAGCUGGAGAUCGAGAUCGGCAGUGAGGCGGUUCGGCUGCGUGAUAACUUCGAAGUGACGGGAUUCAGCGUGUCCGGACGAGUAUUGCGCUCACCGAACGGUGCGAGUGUGGCGAAUGCACGCGUCAAGAUCAACGGACGGAAAGUGGCCGUAACCGGGAAGGAUGGCAGUUACACUCUGCACAACAUUCAGAGCGGCACCUACACUAUCCAGGUGCUGGCCGAUGAUCUGCAGUUUAAGGAUCACAUCGUGAAGGUUUCUCUCGCCAAUCCGUCGUUGCCGGAUGUACUGGUAUCCGGAUUCAAGGUAUGCGGCCAGGUUGUAUCGAAGAAGGCGCACCGGGUGGCAAUUGCUAAGAAGGCUUCAACGAUGAUGGUCGAGGUGACAAGCUCGGAGGGUAGCGGUGAGUGGUGUACGUUCCUUGAAAACGGCCAAUACACGGUGCAGGUGCUGACGGGUGAUGAGGAACGAGCCAGCGGUAUCCAAUUUUUCCCGUUGACUCAAUCGAUCGAAGUGAACUAUGCGCCCGUCGAGGGAAUCGUGUUCUCACAGCUUCGAGCUACGGUAACGGGCGAGGUGCGCUGUCUGGCGGACGGAAAGCGUGAAUGUGGUGAUCUGGCGGUCACACUACAAGCACUCGAUGGCAGCGGCAAUGCCGUCGGGCAGUCCGUGAAGGCAAGCGUAGGAGAGGCUGGAAAAUACAGUUUCCAGAAUGUGCUUCCGGGUAGCUACGAAGUGAGCGUCCCGAGUGGUAAGCUGUGCUGGCAGUCAAACACCGUCAAGAUCAACAUCAAAUCGUCCAAGGAGGCCGUACCAGAUUUCGUGCAAACGGGCUACAUCGUUUCGGUCAUAGCAAGCCAUGGAGCAUCGAUGAGCUACCGGUGGAAGGGUUCCGGCGAAGAGGGAGGCGCAGCAAAGGAGGAAGAGAUCGUACUGACCGCCGGUAUGAACAUGUUCUGCGUGAAACGUGCCGGGCAGUAUAGCAUGCGUUUCGGAGGGUGUCAUCAGUUUGAAAAGUCUACCCCAACCGGAUUCAGUACCAGCGAUUCAGCGCCGAUAACGGUAAACGCGAAAAGCCAUCGGAAUGUGGUAAAACUUAUUGCCGAAGAACAGGAAACCUACCGCGUGAAGGUCUUAAAAGAAGGAGGAUCGCUUAGCGAGAUCGUUGAGUUUGAGCUAACGGGUGCACGAGAUGAUUCACCUAGUGGUGGACACAUUUACUGGAAGGAGUUCUUCCUGGAGCAGGGCGAACGUAUAACGCUGGUACCGCAGAGUGACAUUAUGCUGUUCAGUCCGGAACAACUGGAAGUGACGGGUGGAAACGAUUGUGCCGAUGUCGGAAAAAAACUAAGGGCCACCAAAGGUUUGCUUAUCAAUGGACGUACCAAUCCACCGAUCAAGGAAGCCACAGUUACCCUCACGUUCCCGGAAAACAUGGAAUUUACACCUCAGAUCACAACCACCGAUGAACGUGGCGAGUUCCGUUUUGGUCCGAUCGAUCCAACACUCGCGGUAGAACUGGCUGCGGAAAAGGAAUCUUACGUGUUCUCGGCUUACGAUCGAGCCACCAAUACGUUUGCGGGUCAUAAGCUUUGUGAAAUCAUCGUCACGGUCAAGGAUGACGCAGGUAACCGGCUACCGGGUGUUCUGUUGUCCCUAUCGGGAGCAGAGAGCUAUCGUAAAAAUCUAGUCACCGGUGACGAUGGCACGAUCAAGUUCCAUUCACUCUCGCCCAGUGAAUACUAUCUGCGAGCGAUGAUGAAGGAGUACGAAUUCCAACCCAACUCCAAGUUGAUUGACGUACAAGAAGGUGCGACGGUGCAAGAGGAACUAGUCGGAACGAGGACACAAUUUUCCAUCUUUGGUUCCAUCACUUCGCUCAAUGGCGAACCGUUCCCGAACGUGAUCGUGGAAGCAGCAACUAACGAAAAGUGCGGCAAUGUGUUAGAAGAAGCAACUAGCGAAUUCAACGGACAGUAUCGUAUCCGUGGUCUAACGCCCGGUUGCCAGUAUCGGGUGCGUGUUCGUACCGGUACCGGUCCAACGGCUACGGUCGAUCGUUCGAUUCCACGCGAGCGCGUGGUUGAUAUUGGCAAGGCCGACACCCGGGAUGUCAAUCUGAUCGCCAUCAGCCCACUGGCGUUCGUGGACGUAACCGUUCGAGUGGUUGCAUCCGAGCUGGACUAUUACAAGACACUCAAGAUCGCCUUGUACCGCAAGGGAAGUGAAUCUCCGGUUCACACUCAGCGCAUCGAAUCGCCGCUCAACAUGAAGUCGAAGGUUAAUCCCGGUAUCAUGGUGUUCUUCCCACGCAUUCCGUUCGAUGGCAAGAGUUAUCAUAUCGAGCUGACCUCAACGCUAUCGGACAAGAGCUACCGUUACAAUCUCGCAUCGGUUCCGUUUGUGGCAAAUACUAGCAGUUUCUACGCGGAGAUGCAGUUCGCACCGGUUAUGCGUACCGGUGAUGGUGAUCUCAACCAAAGCUCACUAUCGGCAAUCGUUAUGAUUGCGAUCAUUGGUUUCGUGUUUUUCAAGCAAGAGUUGGCGUUUGAGCUGCUGGAAAUGGCUGGCAGUAAGCUUGGUAGCAUUGUUAGCAGCGCUAUGGGCAACCGUGUGAAGGCGAAAGAGCUGAAGAACGACACUGGCUACAUCGAUGAUCGUGAUAUCGAUGCACUGGCCUCGAAGAUCGAGGGAGGGAAAAAGAAGAAAACCAAAAAAGUGUCCUAAGGAAAAGACGAUAAACCAGUACUACUGUUCGAGUGAAAUUCGAGAAAAUGUGGCAAUUGAAGAAAACGUAAGCCAUUGCAAACGAAUCGUGCGAAACGAUAAACUCAUCCAAUUCACAUCGUAGAACGAGAAGUAGUCUAAAUUGUUUCGAAAUAAAUGAUGGGUGUGGUAGUUAAUACAAAUUGGAUUCGGAUUUUUGCGUACUUUUUUCACUGAAUAGUUGGCAUUGUCUGAAAGAAAUGAAAGACAUCGAAGCAAACAGUUUCAGUUACGUCGUCGAAAAAUGGUGAGCAAUUUAAUUGAAGAAGUAG